Molecule: messenger RNA, 2835 nt
Organism: Trichomycterus rosablanca
Lineage: Eukaryota; Metazoa; Chordata; Actinopteri; Siluriformes; Trichomycteridae
Gene: lzts2b
Product: leucine zipper, putative tumor suppressor 2b
Exons: 5
Coding region: 208-2175 (655 amino acids)
Biological process (GO): negative regulation of canonical Wnt signaling pathway
Source: RefSeq, a predicted model, not a curated record
CGUGCAUCUUUAACUGAGGGGUGAGAGAGGAUGAAAAGAACUGAGAGAGAGAGAGAGAGAGAGAGGUGAGAAAAGUGUUGGACUGCCUCCUCAGUUAAACAUGGGAAUACGUUCACGUUCAGUGUGUCGGAUUGAGCUGAACUAAAGAACUGAGGCAGCAAUGUGGGACUCAACCCGGGGAUUUCAAGGGUGCAGUGAGCCACAGCCAUGGCGUUGGUCCAGUCCCACCCAGUAGCCUCUGACCGUCAACCCUCAGGUCUGGAGAGCCAUCGGCAUCGCCCCUCUCCGGUUUCCCCAACCUCUCUGGGGGCCAUGGGCUCCGUAAGCAGCCUGGUCCCCAACCACCCCGCGUACCACGGGCAGAACAACCUGGAUGUCGCGGCCCAGCUCCGUCGGGGGACUCCUGGUUCGGGACGACUCCUCUUGGAUUCUUCAAACGAGGGAAUUUUCGGAAGUCGAACGCCAUCGAGCAAGAGAAAGGCGAUCGCGGCUCGCGGGAAAGGAUUCGGUGGGAGAUCGUAUUCUCACGAAGACCUGAUCACAGACUGGACCGAUAACUGGUUGGAUUCAGGACAAGCUGGAGUGGAGAUGGGAGUGGAUGGACCUCCUAAACUUGUUCCUGUGUCCGGACAGUUGGAGAGGAACAUUCAACAGGCUAUCAUUCGACCGACGGCCUUCAAGCCGGUGGUGCCAAAGAGCAAAAAUGGCAUGCAGUACCUCUCCCCACGACUAGGAGGCGGCCUAUCCGGGAGUCAGGGUAACCUCAACCUGCUCCCCCCAGAUCAGGACCUCAUCUCGCCGGUCACCACAGAGCGGCGAAGCUCCUACAGUGGAGCCCGAAACGGUUUAUUCAGCCAGUCUUUUACCAUGACGGACUCAGAACAGAGCUCUUUAGGCGGCCAUACGGUGUACAGCAACCCCAUCUACGGUUUAUGUCAGCCAGAAGCGACCAAGCCUGUACUCAGCCACGGACACUCCAAUUCGGACAGCGGGCGCUCAUCCUCUAGCAAAAGCACCGGGUCUCUGGGAGGCCGGAGUCAACCAGGAUUAUCGGACAUGGGGUCUGGUGGACCGUCGCCUCCACCGAUAGAGGCCUAUGAGGCCAUUGUGAGAGACCUGGAGGAGAAAUUAAGGGAAAGGGAGCUGGAGUUGCAGCAUCUCAGAGAGAACCUGGAUGACAAUGAAGUGGCUAUUUGUCAGGUGUAUGAAGAGAAACAGAAACGUAGCGAGCUGGAAAUGGAAGAGCUGCGACAGAGCUGUGCUACUAAAAUGCAGAAGGCGUCGCACAAAGCUCAGCGCGCGCAGCAGCUCCUGCAGUUGCAGGUCUUCCAGCUUCAGCAGGAGAAGAAGAAGCUGCAGGAUGACUUUAACCAGAUUUUAGAGGGACGCGAGCGGCUCGAGGAACGAUGCGCCUCGUACGAACGGGAGCACACUCAGCUGGGACCCCGACUGGAGGAAACCAAGUGGGAGGUGUGUCAGAAGACGGGCGAGAUCUCUUUGCUAAAGCAGCAGCUGAAGGACCUGCAGGCCGACCUGGCGCAGCGCGUAGGGGAGGUGGUCACUCUCCGCGGACAGCUCCGGGAGGCACGAGCCGAGCUCCAGAGCUGUCAGGUUCAGCUGCAGGAGGCGCACACCGACUCCCGAACGAGCGCCCUCGAACUAGAAGUGUGCGAGAACGAGCUCCAGCGGCGCAGGAGCGAGAACGAGCUGCUGCGCGAGAAGAUGAGCCGGCUGGACGAAGAGCUGGCACGGCUGCGCCAGACGCUGAGCGACUACGCCGAACCCGGGAUGAACCCCGGGUACAGAGGGGCGAAAGGCGGAGGGGGUGGGGACGAGCAGAGAACAGGUAGCGACGGCGACGAGGUCAAAGGUCAGCGGGAGGGUUCGAGGCAGCAGAUGGAGAGGAUGAAGGGCGAGCUGUCGCGGGAGAGGCAGCUGGUCUCCUAUCAGGCGGAUGCGUUCGAGAACGAGCGGAGGUGCUGGGAGGAGGAGAAGCAGAAAGUGAUCAGGUAUCAGAAGCAGCUGCAGCAGAACUACGUGCAGAUGUACCGGCGGAACCGCGACCUCGAGGCGGCGCUGCGGGAACUCCAUCUGGAGCUGGAGAAACGAGAGCAGGACGAUGAGAGCAGCGGCAACGAGGUCACCUUCGAUGAUGUUGCUGCAACUGAGAUAUAAAACUACAGAGAUUCGAACCACACUGCAUAUGUAAACACAGGCUAAUCAGUGCGCAGUUCCAGUAAGGAUUGUUGUUUAUGGGCGUGGCCUGUCCAGCUUUUUAUGUUCCAGCUAAUUUAAAUAUGCGCUAUGUGGUCAGAAGUAGCUCAGGGAAAGUGGUAGCUCAGUGGUUAAGGUACUGGACCACCACUGCCAAGUUGCCGCUGUUGGGCCCCUAAGCAAGGCCCUUAACCCUCAAUUGCUCAGACUGUAUUCAGUCAUAAUUGUAAGUCGCUUUGGAUUAAUCCCGCGAAUGUAAAUGUAAAUAUAAUGUAAAGUAUUGGGACACCCCUUGUAAUUAUUGAAUUUCUUGUGCGGUUUAAAGAAUCUACAGCUCUAGAAUGAACUGGAACAUCAAUUCAUGCUUUCUCGACCAACAUUAGUGCCCCAUUAGUGACCUAAAUGGGCACAAAUUCCCACAGAACAUGCAUCCAAGUAUUGUGAGACGCCUUCUCAGAAGACACACAGGGGUCACUAUAUUUUAAUGCCAUUUUUUAAUGGAAUGUCCAUAAAGCUUACGGUCAGGUGUCCAAAUACUUUUGGCCAUACAAUGUAUCAUUGUGUUACUUUGUUUAUUGUAUUUUUAUGCUUUAAUAAAACCAAGAUAAUAUAAGACUAUAA